Messenger RNA from Paramormyrops kingsleyae, 2731 nucleotides. It is a transcript of the gene kcmf1, whose product is annotated as potassium channel modulatory factor 1. Gene Ontology annotation, cellular component: plasma membrane. Gene Ontology annotation, molecular function: zinc ion binding. Lineage: Eukaryota; Metazoa; Chordata; Actinopteri; Osteoglossiformes; Mormyridae. Gene Ontology annotation, biological process: synaptic signaling. The record is from RefSeq and is a predicted model, not a curated record.
CUGGGCGAAGAGUCUCCCUACUUCGUCUGUUGCGGCCUUGUGUGAGCAUGUUAGGAGCUACGCCACCUAGCGGUGCAGUCCGCCAGCCGUCCGCCAGCGCAGCGCCUGUGACAGACGGCGAAGGGGAAGCGGAGAACCUGAAGCCGCACAUCCAGCUUCAUGAGAAAAUAGGCGUUUAGGAGCAAGCCCUGGCUUUAGCUCUGAAAGGCGGACACUUCUUCUCCGAUCCGUAUUAAAGAGCCCGAGGAGGGGCUGUGUUCGCGUCUGUAGGAUGUCCCGACAUGAAGGGGUCAGCUGUGAUGCAUGUUUAAAAGGAAACUUCAGAGGCCGCCGAUAUAAGUGUUUAAUUUGCUACGACUACGACUUGUGCGCAUCAUGCUAUGAGAGCGGAGCCACGACCACCCGACACACUACGGAGCAUCCCAUGCAGUGUAUACUGACCCGGGUAGAUUUUGACUUGUAUUAUGGUGGGGAGGCCUUCUCGGUGGAGCAGCCGCAGUCAUUCACGUGUCCUUACUGUGGAAAAAUGGGCUAUACAGAAACAUCUCUACAGGAACAUGUCACAUCUGAGCAUGCAGAGACCUCCACAGAGGUGAUUUGUCCAAUAUGUGCUGCACUCCCAGGCGGGGACCCUAAUCAUGUGACGGAUGACUUUGCCGCUCACCUCACACUUGAACACAGAGCACCCAGAGAUCUGGACGAAUCGAGUGGUGUUCGGCAUGUGAGGAGGAUGUUCCAUCCUGGGCGGGGGCUGGGAGGUCCUCGCGCCCGCAGGUCCAACAUGCACUUUACAAGCAGCUCCACUGGGGGGCUCUCCUCUUCUCAGAGCGCUUCCUAUUCUCCAAGCAACAGGGAAGCCAUGGAUCCCAUAGCAGAGCUGUUGUCACAGCUGUCUGGUGUUCGGCGCUCCGCGGGGGGGCAGCUGAACUCGGGCCCGUCUGCGUCGCAGCUUCAGCAGUUGCAGAUGCAGCUUCAGCUGGAGCGCCAGCAGGCCCAGGCGGCCCGGCAGCAGCUGGAAACGGCCCGCAAUGCCUCUCGCCGCUCCAAUGCAAGCAACAUGAGCACCUCCAUCCCCCAGCCCAGCGCCGCCUCUAAUGCUGCACCUGACAGCAACCCCCCUUCCUCCCACAGCUCCCAGUUCCUCCUCACAAGGUUGAAUGAGCCAAAGAUGUCGGAGGCCGAGCGGCAGAUCGCGGAGAGCGAGCGUGCGGACCGCAGCCUGUUCGUGCAGGAGCUGCUGCUGUCCACGCUCAUGUGUGAGGAGAGCAGCUCCUCCGACGAGGACGAGCGCAGAGAUUUCGCCGACUUUGGGGCCAUGGGCUGUGUAGAUAUUAUGCCUUUAGAUGUUGCUUUGGAAAACCUAAACCUGAAAGAGAGAAACACGGGGAAGGAGCCUCCGCCGCCUCCUCUUUGAUGUCGUCCUUUCACGCAGACAAUGUCCUCUGUGCUGUAACUGCCAAUGAGAGUGGACAACACCUGUUUUUGGAUUUGUUUUUCGGUGAUUGUAAUUACAGGCCUGUCACCCAUGUUACAUUGUGUACAUUCAUAAAAAACAAGAGAGCGCGUGAGAAGAAGAAAUAUAUUAAAUAUAUGAAAGCUGAUAAUCAGUUCCACAUAACUAAUUUUUACUUCAGAAGGUUAACAAAGGUCGCAGUGCUUCCGCUGCUUGUUUGAAAGGCUCUCCAGAAAAUACUCCACAUUCGACACUGCAGAGGACACAAACCCUUCUCUAAGAAGCUGCUGUGUGUAUUUAUGAAUAUUAAUGAAUAAAAAGUGCUUGGAUGGUUUACCGUAACUACUGCAUGAUGUCAUUUGCAGCGUGCAUGAGUUUUAAUGACACUGUCAUUAAAAUAGGAAAAAAAAAAUCCCAAAGCUUUCUUUAAACAUUUAAGGGUUACUUGAACAAGAUUUCAAAUCAAAUAUAGCAAAAACAAGAAACUGAGGGACUUGUAUUUUAAUGUUCUUUUGUGUUAAAACUAUUAUAGAAGCUGCAGUAGUUACUAAAACAGUGCAAUGUCUGUCACAGCUUGACUGUCCCUCCUUCAGUGUGACAUCACCGUGUGUGAUUUGCCCAUGUGGCCUCUUGUAUCACCCAAUUACAGUCGCAGGACUGCUUCCCAGGGUGUGACGGUGAAUUUCAGAAUGUGCAAAAUGACAAGAUGAAAACAACACUGAGAUCCCAUAAAAAGUAUGUUGUUUGAGGAAAACCUGAUCAACAGAAGAAAAAAAUCUUGCUUCUAAUAUUUUUCUCAUAUAUUGUGAUGUUUAGUGGUCAGCUGUUCAAGCACCAGAUGUAGAUUCUCAUUUAUGCACUUGUACAGAUGACCUGCUUGGUCCUGCUUAUCAUGUUCACUUUAUUAUUUUUUUUAAUCUUUCUCCUUCCCUCUUUCCUUAGUUUGCCUUUUUCCAAAACCACAAGUUUUAGAUCUUUUCAUUUGUGGGUGAGGAGUAAGAGGCCUUGCAGCCACUAUUUUUGUUCUUUUUAAAAAAGGCAUUCUAAUUUCCUCUGCUAAAAAUAGCACCUUCUCCUUAUUCCUUUUUUAAGCCUUGUGAUGACUCAUGCCACCUUCCUGCCUAUACUCUUACCCUCUAUGUAAAAUACAAUGAGAUGUAUAUUGAAUUUGUGCGUUAACUUUCGUAAUGGUUCUAGGACAUGGGCAAACUUUCAUUUUUUUAAUGUAAAUUUAGAAUACAACAAUAAAACUUGCGCACAGCUUUUGAUGAAAAUUGA